AUGAAUCCUGGGAAAAGAAGCUUCUACAGCGGAAUCGGAACAAGCUUAGUUGAGAAAAUCUUGUCAGGGCUGUCGGACUUCGGGACCAGAAGCCUGAACCUUAGCGUGAUGGUGAACGACCCGGAACUCAAAGAAGCCUACACGGCUGCACAGACCAACGGUCAGCUCCCAUCCAAUCGAGCUCGGGUCCUGAUCCUCGGGGAGCCUCGUGCAGGUAAAACCAGUCUGCUGAACCGUCUCCUUGGCAAGGAGUUUGACCGCCUCGAGCAACCCACGCACGGCAUAGAGACGAGGAUGUGUCACGUGAUUAAUGUGGAUAAAAAGUGGAACCAGUCGGAUGCCGCCAAGGCAGACGACAUCCAGGAAUGUGCUUCGGCGCUUUUUCUCGCAAUCGCCGUUGUCUACACUCUUAAGAUGUUCCACUACGGCUAUUUUCAGUUCGUCUUGUGCGCUAUAAUCGCAAUGGCCACGAUUCUAGACUACAACAAUGCCUACCGUUUUGCAACUUCUAUGUCUUUCGUUGCUGUCCUCUUCGAAGCCUUGAUCCGCAUUGACAAGCCACUUGAGGACCUAGCCUCCUAUGACCUCAUGUGUCCGGUCAAUCGAAGAGCAAACCCAGGCUGCUCCGAGAGGUCAUUUCUUGUACCUGCUGUAUUGCCUCCUUACCAAGGUGAACCAGAGAAGUUCUGGGAGCCAGUUAGCGGUGAGGAGGUCUUUUACUUCGACUUUGGCUUCUUCGAUCCCAGCACCAUUUACUACCGUCUGUUGGCCCGCUGCUUGACCCUUGCGUGUCAUUCAGACAGGGUGAAUGCCAACGACUCCAGCCCGUUGAUCUUUGCAGACAGAUGUCGCUUUCAUGUUGGCACUAGUUUCAUCUUCAAGGUGCAGCUUGAGAGACGAUCCUCUCAGCAGAUGCUUUUAUCGGUGACUGUCCUUGCAUUUGAGCCCGAGAAACCAAGCACGAAGCUGCUCCGGUGUUUGCUGGAAACCGUAAGGAGCAUCAUCACGAGGGACUAUCCGCAUCUCCACUUCAUCUUUGGUCCCCGCUGUCCCUUCUGUGGCCGGGCAGCCAAAUCUUGUUCUUCAAAAAUGGACGGGGAAGGGAACACUCAUGGAAGCCGAGAUAUCAACACACUGGACCACGAUUUUCACGUCCUGAAAAUGGCCGGUAAUGACCAGGCCUUUCCCACGAGGUCACCAGUUAUAAUGAUCUGUGGGCAGAAGAGAUACGAGAUGCCGCUGUCUGGCUUAGAAAACAAAACCUUUGGUAUUGAGAAAAGUUAUCCGCCCUGCCGUGUAGCGUUCGACUUGAACACGCCCAUCACAAAGUUACCACCUGAUCUGUUCCAAAAGGUCUGCCAGCUCCUCAACAACUCGUCGGGAAACAGGAGCUGGAAAACUCUAGCAGGCGAGUUGGGCAAAGACGUGGAGUCUGUGGCCGCGUUGGACAGCGAUCGAGUCGCCAACCCAACCGAGCAACUGCUGCGAGAGUGGGCGAUGCUGGACGGCAAGGUGACCGUUAGGGACUUGCUGAAGGUGCUCGCUAGACCUUCCCUCCGGCGGAUGGAUAUCAUACAUACGCUGCGUGCUCAAAUGUCACCGGCGGAAUCACCCAAACCGUGAUUGCAGUUGAUGUUUCUUACUACAUUAAUCAGAUUUGAGAGCGUUUGAUUGUAUACAAAAAAGGCGUUGUUGUUGUUGUUUUAAUGGCGCGUUCAGCAUCUCAGGCUAUUUGCACCAAUAACUGUACGUUCAUUCAUACACUUUAUUAAUCAGCAUCACAUUGCGGAGUUAGGAAGAAGGUCCAGUUCUAGGGGCAGGAGGAAACCGCAGUACCCGAAGAAAACCUGCGAGAGUGAGUAUGGACUGGAUACCAUAUGCACUUAAAGCCUGGGUCAAGCCGGGACUCUAACCCGGGCCUCACUGGUGCAAGGCGAGGAAAGAACCGCUACGCUAACCUGCUCCCCUAGAAAAGGCGUUAUCGUCUUACUACGCCCAAGAUGGCAUCCUUCAUCUGUAUGAGUACAGUAAUCGUGACAGUAGGCCUAGGGCUCCUGCAUGAAUUCAAGCCAACAGGGAAAUGAUGGCUGUACUCUGUAAACAAAUGUUUGUUGAGCAGUCAAAUUUAGAUGUGGAAUUAUUUUCACACGAAGGGCUUUAAAAAUACCAUAAAUAUAGGGCGAAUUCCUAAAUUGCUGACACGUUGUGCUCACAGCUUUAGAGGAUUGGGACAUCACAUGACACAGAUCCAGAACUGUUGACAAAGAGAGUUUGAGACACGAUAGCGGACAAAAUGGUGGAUUAAUGCAUCAGAGCACCCGGUCAGUUUGUACAUAAUAGCUGCAUGCUGUACUACACACAUAACGAACAGCCAACUGUGGUGUGAUCUGUAAAAACCCUUCACAUAGUGAUCGCAGUACGUGUUUGUUUCCCAACGGUGACGAGGUGAUCAGCCGUUGGUUCCUGGACACCUAAACUCGCCUGAUGGACGGUGCGAACCAGCGUUAGGAUCACUGAUCGAGAUCCUGAUCCGUGUGAAUCAAACAGGCCCUUUGUCAUUUGGGUACAUAUAUUUAAAACUUCAAGUAAAAUUUGCCCGGUGAGGAUAAACGUCCAAGUGAGGUUCUCCAUUUUAGUUUAUCUACGUGAGGAUACUCAUCCAAGUACUUGAGGAUGUGCAGUUUCAUGUUGCUCUGCUCGUAAUCGCACGGAGUAGUGAGCUAGCAGCAUGGGCCACUGGUAGAAAAAAUAUGGGCUGAUUGAUUGGAAUUUGUAGAGUGUCGCUCUUGUAUACGGACUAGUCUAUAAUGAUGCAAGCUAGCACUGAAUACAAUGAGCAAAAUCAUUCAUGACCCUCCCCGUAAAGUUUGAAACAUAGUUAAUGAACCGAUUGAAAGUGUUUUUGAUAUAAAUCGGCCGUAGUAAUGUAGUAAUGUAUUUUCUCAUUCCUAAUAAUGAAAAUGCUCACCACUGGGGAAAAAAGGAUAGGACUGUCGUACAAACUGUGAGCUUGAUGGCUCUGGAAAUAGGAUUUACAGCAUUUGCAAAAUGAACGAGGGCGCCCUGCGUAUAAGAAAUAAGGAGGGGCUCAAAAUGGAGUGGAACUUGAACAUGCGAGCAGGUUAUACAGGCGAUUCACAAUAGUGCGCCUCAAAGAGUUUGCAACGAGUUGGCCAAUCACAACGCCCAA
Acanthaster planci (crown-of-thorns starfish) is the source of this 3190-nucleotide messenger RNA. RefSeq lists its product as uncharacterized. The record is from RefSeq and is a predicted model, not a curated record. NCBI's taxonomy places the organism in Eukaryota, Metazoa, Echinodermata, Asteroidea, Valvatida, Acanthasteridae. Gene Ontology annotation, biological process: signal transduction. Gene Ontology annotation, molecular function: protein binding.